AAAUAGGCGUACACUUAAAACAAAUCCAGCAGAAUCAAUGCUAUAUUUUUUUGCACGCUGGAUUUGAUCAUUUGACUCUACCUUUUAAAAUACAUUGGUCAGUGGUAAAAGGUAGGUAUGCCCAGAGGCCUAAUAAAAAUUAUGGUAUAAUCAAUCAUUUGACGCCAAACUUUACUAUCAAACAAAUUUCAGGGCUACCUGGUCCUGGCUACCUCAAACAGAAAAUUAUUAGUAUUAUUAGGCUUAGGAAGUGAGUGAUCAGUGAUAGUGAUACCUAGUAUCAUUUGAAUCAUAGUCAUAGUAUCAAAAUCCGUAUCAUCAUUCUUAGUCCAUACUGAUAACUGAUAGUAGUAACUGAGUAGUAAGUCUGAUUUGAUAAUUGAUAGUAUUAAUUUUAGUCAAUUAGAAUUAAGUAGUGUAUUAUUCAAAUUAUUGAGUAUCAGUAUAGUUAAUAGUUUUACCUAGUUUUAGUAGUAUAGUAUAGGCAUAGGCCUAAUAGUAAUAGUCUAUUAGUAAUAGUAUUACUAGUAUAGGCGGUAAAUUCAGAGAACGCGGUCCGCGUUUAUUUCCAUGCGCGCACUUUUACGUCUUAAAUCGAUCCCUAUGCCUAACCUGAACCUGAACCCUAAAUCGAUUCCUAUGCCUAACCCGAACCCUAAAUCUAUCCCUAUGCCUAACCUUAACAAAGUCAACGUGGGCUGCUAAAUCUGAAACAGCUGUAUAGGCAUAUCUAAAUUUGUAGUCGUAGAUAAAUUUGUAGUUGUUGUCAAUAUUGUCAUUGUUGCAUGGCAGUGUCUACACAUCCGGCGCGCCGGACGUAUAUCUCCCACACUAUUUGUCCGGCGACCAAGUCACAUGACCGCCGUAACAAAGUGGCGAGAGAUAUCUUGUCGGUCAGCCUUGUCACGUGACUGCGAAUGAUUCAAAACUAUUGUUAAUUUUAAAAUCUAUGUCUCUACCAAGUAAUGUACUGAGUAUCUUGAAUGCAAAUAAUAGAAAAAAACUUAAGUGAAAGUGGCUUGUAAACAUUUUUGUUUAGUUUGUUAUUUGAGUUUGUGUACCAGUAAUCCAUAAAAUAAAUUAGGGGCCAGUAUGGAGUAGGUAACCAAUAAAAGUAAAAGAUUUCAUUUUAAAUUGUUUCAAUUGCUACAAGAUAUUUAAAAACUUCUCAUGAAACUACUAUUGCAGAUGAACAUGAUAAUAUAAAUAUAGCAUAAAAUAUUUUUAAUUAAAAUGGGGAAAAAAAACGAUCCUAUGCCAGGUAUUGAUCCUCAAAUCAUAAUGUCAUGCGACCACUCUACCACAAGACCACACAAUAUCUGCCAAAUAUCACUUCGUUCAGAAUAAUAACAACUACAAGCCGUCCGGCGGUCACGUGAUAUGCCGCCGGACGUAUAUCUCGCACACUAUUUGUCCGCGGACGUGUAGACACUUCGUUGUUGCAUAGGUUGUACCAUAGCCAUAGACUAUACUAUACUAUAGACUGUACUGUAGAUAAAUUAUUAAAUUUGUUGUUAUUGAUAAUAUUGAUUGAAUUAUUGACUUGUUAGGACAGUUAGUUGAAUGAAGUUAAUUCACUUAGUUAUUCAAGACUAACAACUAGGGGUGGCAAAACCGGCCGGUCCGUUUUACCAAGCCAAAACCGGUAUUUUCGAUAUUGAAGUUUCCGAAUACCGGAAUCCCGGGAUUUUCGAUAUUGUCAAUAUUUAGAGAAUUUUGUGUUGAGAUUAGAGGUGAUGAUUUAUUAAUGAAAAUAAAAACAAUAAAAAAGAAAUAGCAUUUUGAUUAUUAACAAUUAAUAACACAAAUGUCAAACUUCAGACAUUAUAAAAUAUUAAAAUAAUUUGUGUAGCUUUAAUCUUUGGUCAAAUUCAAAUAGUGAGAUCGUAAAAAUGACAACCUGUUUAAUGUUUGAUCCCUUAACUUUGAGCGCAAAUGGUAACAAAAGUAACUAGAUGACAAGAACUUCUGCUCAGACUCAGCAAUACCAAACUGAUGUCUACGUUUCCGAUAGUUUGAUACGCUUUUUAUAAUUUGGUUUAUUUUAUUCAGCGUGCCCCAUUUCUUUCUAUCAACAUGAAGGGAAAAUAGAUCAUUAACAAACAUUUACGGUAUUUAUUAAAUCUAUUUGAUUUGAGGUGUGCAACUUAAAAAAAAAAAUGUUUAAAUUUUCAUGUAAAUGUUUGGCUAAGUAUGGUUUAGUCAAACUGGGACAUUCAGCCUGAGCUGAAAAUAUCGUAAAUCAAUUAUGAUCUGAAUGUGAAUUAUUAAUACCGGUCUACAGAAAACACAUGUAAUUAUGCAAGAAGCACCGUCCCCUCCAAUCAUAUCUAUUGAGGGUCAUAAUCUUUCGGUUGUUAAUCAUUUCACAUACCGAACCUGGGAUCCAAUAUUUCUAGUUCUCUCUACGUUGAUGAAAAGAUAAAUAUCAGGAUAGCAAAAGCAGCAGCAACUAUGGCUAAACUGAAUAAGCGUGUGUGGAAUAAUCUCACUCUAACUGAUAAAACAAAAAUAAGUGUCUAUCAUGCAUGUGUGCUUAGCACUCGUAUAUGGUUGCGAAGUGUAUACCACAUAUACCAGUCGGGAGCGGAAACUCAACAGCUUCCAUUAAAGAUGUCUGCGUUGCAUUUUACGCAUUCGUUGGCAGGACAAGGCGCCUAACGAGGUUUUGGAACGUGCACACAUAUUUAGCAUAUUCUCCUUACUCAUCAAGAGGCGCCUUCGCUGGUUAGGCCAUGUAAGGAGAAUGGAGGAAGGACGUAUCCCAAAGAUGAUGCUGUAUGGAGAGUUGGCAGAAGGGACAAGACAUUUUGGGCGACCAGGCCUGAGAUUUAUUGACGUUUGCAAAAGAAGCAUGAGGGAAGCCAAUAUUGAAAAAAACGAAUGGGAGUUCAUUGCCGAACCAUGCCCCAACUGGCGAACAGCAGUGUUUGAAGGCGUAAAAAAGGCAGGAAAAUAGUUGAAAUGAGGCCCUUGAAGCAAAAAGAACAAUUCAAAAAUCAAGAUGUCACCGUUUGGAAUCAAUAUUUUCCUGCGAGAGAUGCGGCCGUGAUUGCCACUCUAGGAUUGGCCUAGUGAGCCACGCUUCAUAGUGUAGAACUAUAUAGCUACUCCAUCGUCUUACGAAGAUGGAAGGAUGCCAUAUAUAUUGUUUUCACAAAUUAGAAGUAACAUACUUUUUCUAUAUCUUAAACUUAAGGUAUUAGAUUAUCAAAAUAUGGAUUUACUCAUAAUUUUAAAUAUGUAGAUACUUUGGCAUAAUUAAAAGAAAUCAAGCAAUUAAACAUUUUUUGUUAUUCAAAGUUUACCCUGUGAUUCGAAUGCAGCGUGUUAAUAUUUCCAUUUAUUUCAUGUUACAAACAAAUUGUUAAUGUAAGUCAACAUUCUAUCUUCAUUCGAUUAUACCAAUCAUUUAUUUGUUGUUAAUAUCAAAACAUUUACUUUCCAAUCAUGUAAGUCACAUCGCAACUCACUUCUCCACUUAUUACACACUACACAUGCACUAUGUAAAAACAAAACUAAUCACAACACUGUGAUAGUUGACAAAUGAACAGUACACAGGUUUAGCCUGUCGGCCAGCUAUCUUUGUACUUGAUACUCAUGGUGUGAGGGGUUCGCACUUCGCACAUUACAUAAAAUAUUGAUAUGUCUUGCUUUAACUACGACAUGGAAACUAAGAAAAGCGAUAAAUAUUUUUUGAAAAUGAAAUCCCGGGAUUAUCGAAAAUCCCGGUUUCAUAAAUCCAAUCCAGUUUUUUUCGAUCAUGGUCCGGUAUUCCGGCAUUUUCGAGAGUCGGGAUCCCGGAUUGCGACCCCUACUAACAACUAACACAAAACAGUAACAAAUUUGCCACCAUUGAGUCACUAGGUACUUUGACACAAAUUUUAAAUAAUAUAGUCCGAUUGCCAUGAAUGAUAAAUCAUUUUAAAGGGCUAGCUAUAAGCUUUAUAACAACACCAAUUUCAUCUUUCUAUCUUUUAUAGAAGUGGAGUAAUGAUUUAAACAAAACAAUUUUGUCGAAUUUUGUAUGCCCCUUAUAUAAUCUAUAUAUUUUACCCCCAAAACGUGUGACCCAAAUUUCACAUUCUGCCCACAACGAAAGGCGGCAAUGCGUGUCCAUGUAUGUUUGACUAAAUGCUAUUCGGAUGUCAUUUGUGGUAGUUUAUUUUAGUUAAACUGAAGAAUUAAGUUUACAAACAUAUAGUCCAUUCAAUUAUCUUUCGUUUGAUACCUCAUUUUGUCUUACAAAUCCAACAAUAAUAUUUUAAAUAGUUUUUUAAUCCCAACCUCUCACUUCUGGUACCUGGGUGCAAAUAGCCACUUCGUUUCCAAAAUGCCAGCAAAUCAGCCUUGCUUAAAAUAUUAUAAUCAACAUGCCAAUGAAAAAUUAAUUUAAAAUAUUCCAUUGGCAUAUAAGUAUUAAAAAAAAGAAAGUUAACACUAGAAAAAGUCCAUGAAUAAACAAAAGGGAGAUAAUCCUACAAAGAAUCUUAAAGUGGUGCACAAAAUAUAACUUCACAGAUGCCUUAAAAUUAAUAUAGCAACAAAGCUGGCGGUCGUGGAAAAUAAAUAAUGCAAAAACACAGGGAAAUGAGAGAUGUGCUGAUUGUAAAUUUACCGCAAUAUAAAAUACAUGACAUCCCCUUGUGUAAAAAUAGUAUACAAAUAGCUUUUUACAAAAACUGCUCAUCAGCAUGAAAAGCUGUACAGAAAACAAUAAAAAGUAAUAAAAAAAAAAAAGAAAAAAAAAGGAUAAUUUAUAAUUUUUCAUCUUUUUUAUAAAUGUUUUUAAUGCAUGAAUAAAACAUGAACAGUCUCCCCUUUGCUGGUUACACAUGUAUCACAUCUUAUAGAUGAAAAUAGCUUGUUAUAAGUCCGUUUUUUUUCCAUUUUUCUCCUUUAAAUGUGUUUUAUAUUAAGAAUUAAGAUGCCUUAUAAUACCUUAUAGGUACCUAUUAUUUUAAAAAAAAUUAGUUUUGAUUGGAAAAGCAAACAGGUUGAUUGAAAUGUAGGUCAAGAUGUAUUCUAAGUGAAAUGGAGGAAAUAGCAUGUUAAAAGCAUUUAUUUAUUAAUGAAUUGACACUCUCAUAGAAAAGUUAAAAACACUGUUGUUUUUUCUUCUUCUUCUAUAUCUUAAGGGCCCACGAUCAAUUUAUUGAUCAUUUUGGCUCCUAUGCAUGUAGAUGGGAUUUGCAAUGUUUCUGUUACUGGUGGUGAUGAGGAAAUUAUGCACUAGGGGUUUGAAGGCUUGAGGCAAUAGACACAAAUGUGUCUAGUGUUGUCGCCUCAACUGUUCCUUUUGAAAGAUGGUUCCAGUCCCUGAUUUUUUUUUUUUGCAGACACCCAUUUUCGAUACAAAUUACAUAUUAGUCUCCCUUGUUUUAUUUACUGAAGUAACAAGAGUGAGCAUGGACAAUUAUGACAGUUCCGUGGCAAAUGCUGGAUUUAUUAUUACUAUAAACAUACUAUGGUCUAUAGCAUGGGAUUGAGUGGUUCCUAACCCUUAGGGCAGGCUAAUCACUUAUUUUAGUGUCAUUAAUUUCAUGUUUAGUAGGCCUACAGUAUAGUCUAUAGGCCUUUAACCAGUGAUCAUAUUUUAAUUUUAUUUUAUUUUCUCCCCUUUAGAAAUGGCUAUAAAUCACAUCCUCUUAUAAAUCACAUUGUCUGGAGGAUUAACUGUAAAAUCCGAGACUAGUUUGAUAAUAAUUUAGUAAUAUUUGUUUUUUAAAGUGAAUUUUAUAAUGAGUUUUAGUAGCCUAAAUAAUUUUGAAUUAAUAAAUUUGUUGGUUUUAUUGAUAUUGAUUAGACCUACUUUGUUGAUAACAAAUAAACACAGAGUAGAUAAAAAACGUGAAGAAGGACAAUACUGUACAAAAAGGCGGAUGUUUCCGCUAACGAGCCUUUGAGAGCAAUAAUACCUAGACAAACUUAGCUUAUAUAGAUUUUUAGUUGAUAGGAAAUGGUAGGCAUAAUCUAUCCCAGACCUAGUUGGAUUAGGAAUAGGGACCAACCUUUCAAAGUGGGAAAUAAUGCUCAAAACUGAAUUUUUUGCUUUAAGAUGUUGAAUUAAUAUAUUUUUCAGAACAAUUUAUCUUACCAAAAUCUGAAAGUAUUAUAAAUUACAUUUAAUAAAAUUUAUUUAAUACCAAAACUAAAACAAUAGUCCUAUUAAUUUUUUAUGAUAAGAAAGAAGCCACUACUAUUCUAAUUCCAAGCUCUAUCAUUCACAUGAUGUUGUCUUGGGUUAUUCAGCAGCAUGGAGAGAGGCGAUUUGCUAUGUAGGGAACCAGCUUAUCAUCUAAAAAGAAUGAUCACAAUGGUUCUUGCUUCGGUAGAGAAAGACACUAUUUGCAUAGAAGAGCCCAAAGCCUAUAAAUCAUGAAUUAUGUUGAUUCUUUAAAAAAAAUAUAGUAAUAUAUAUAUAUAGGUUACUUUAAUUGUUUUGUAGCUAUGUCACAAAAAUAUGUUUUUGGACUCGCUGAGCCCUUCUUUGAGUCAAUUUCUAUGGGGGAAGGACUAAGGCUUAGACCUACCAUAUGACUUACAAGUAAAUAGUGCUUAAAAAUAGUGUUGGGGGUGAGGAUUGCUGCUGUACCCCCUGAGAAGUGCAUGUAGAGCCUUUUCGGGCAUCAUGAAUCACAUGUUGGGAAGCACUGGUCUAUUAAUAAUAUAACUGUAAGUAAAGGCUAAAAGUAUAGUGGGAAAUUACUUAUAACUCCCUAUACUAAGCCAACAUUUUCAAAGAGUUAAAUUAUAUUAUUCCUCUCAUUGGUGAAUUAGGAUUUCAUACAUUGUACAUAAUCAUUAUGUCAGUAAUUCAAAAAUAGACAUUUCAUUUUUUUGUGUGUGUCCUUUUUCAGUUUUUUAUGUAAGAUGGAUGAGAAAUCAGAAGAGAAUAUUGCUAUAAUUGACUCUUCUAGUACCAGUCAAGUGGCAAGUUGUGAUGCAAAUGUUAUUAAACAGUCGCCUGAUGUGGAAAAUAGUGAUGGUUUGGCUAAAGAUUCAACUAACAAAGAUUGUAGUGAACAAAGGAGCACUGUCAUUAGGAAACCAGGUUAUGCACCUAUUAAAAAAGAGUAAGUCAUUUUCAUCUUGCUUCUAUUUUAAAUUAAGAUUUAACUUCAUUUCUAUAUUAGCCUACUUAUAAAUAUUAUCAUUUUAAAAUUCUUCAAGCCCAUUAAAGGUUUUUUUAAAUUUGAAGGAAAUAAAUAUCUUAUAAAAAUAAAUAAACUAAUGACAUAUUAGUUACCAUUUUUUGGUGAUAAUAUUCACCAAAGAUGGGUAUGAAAUCAAAUACUGAUUGAAUAGAAAUAAGGUGUGGAGUAAUUUUCCCUUGUAGCAUACAGCUCAAAAUAAACUAAAUAAAGUAUAAAGAAAUCAAUGUGUUCUAAACGAGCAAUUUCUUCCAGAGUGACCUCACUGGGCUCCCUAAUAUCAUAAUUUAAUGGGUUUUUUUUUUGUUUGGGGGGGGGGGUGGUUCUCUUAUUAAAGAAUUGGUUUUUCUUGUCAUUGUGUACAGCAGCAUCUAUCUAAAUCUGUUUAGAAGUAGUGUGUUUUUUUUCCUUUCUGUGAAACCUUUUCAGUAAAUAUAUUGGUCUGCCUAAAGCAGUACCGGUAACCAUAAAAAAAGUUUCGUAUCCUGCUUUUAAAAUUCAAAAUUAUGAAGCCUUUAUUUUAUUAUUAUAAAAACUUAAUAUAAAGUGAAAAUGCUGCUUUUGGCAAUCUUGUUAAUCCAGAACUUUCAUGACACAGCUUAAUGAAGGGUGUAACUAUAUUCAUUCUUUGAUUAGGGGAAUGAUUAUUAAUGAAACUAGCGUUAAUACUUUUAAAUUCCUAAAAAAUUAAUAAAAGUUAUAAAUAACUGUUUGCUAUAUCUUGUCCACUGGACUGACUCUUUAUUAAGAAAAGGUAAAAAUUAUGAAUCCCAUUUGAUGAAACUGUUUCCUGGAGCAAUGGCCUUCCAAAUAUGCGAUUUUAAGCCAGGUUGAAUAGUUGAGGCAAUAUUUAGUAGAUCCAAAGUAAACCUUUUGUUGCCUUAGAUUGCUUCCAAAAUUUGCAUAGAAAAAUUUGACAAUCUGUAAUCAAUUUUUGUUUCAUUCUAGAUUUCUUCUUCUUGACUACAAGCCAACUCUCCACGCUGAGUUUUUGAGCACAGAAGUUGCUCAAAAAUUGCAAAAUUUACAAAAAGAUUUGUCGGAAAAAGCUCAGAAAAGAUCGUUUGAUGAAGAUGAUGAGGAAAAAGAAGAACCACUAAAUAAGAAGGCAAAAUUAAAAGGGCGCAAUAAACACCGACCUAGGACUGAAAGGCUCCAAGCAAAAGAUAGAAUAUGCCCUUCAAUCAAAGCAAAUAAAGACUGCAGAUAUGGGGAUAAGUGUAAAUUCAACCAUGACAAGGAAGAUUUUGCUAAGAAAAAGCCUACAGAACUUGAAGGUUCUUGUUAUCUGUUUGAUAAUUUUGGCUGUUGUCCCUAUGGUAUAUCCUGCCGCUUUGCCAAAAACCAUCUCUCUGAAGACUUGAACAAUAUUGUAAAUGAGGAGCUGUUUGAAAAGAUGAAAGGUUUCAAGACGUUAAAUGAAUUAGGAGGGGACGUAAGAAAGAAGCUGUGGAAGAGAAAUUAUAAUUUUGCUAAGGCUGAUCGUGUCGUAAAAGAAGUUCAAAAAAAUUUUAGAGGCUGGGGUGAAGAUUCGGCUCCAGGCGAUUCUACCAAAGAAGGUAUUAAGAGUAAUUCAGUCAGUGUUUGUGAGAAUGUCAAGUCAUCAGCUGAUGUGUCUGGUGAACAGGCCAAUGUUGUCUCGGACUGCAGCACACAGAUGACUGCAACACAUGAGAGCGUUGCUCAUGAUAGUAACUUACCGGCCAGUGUUGUGCAGACUGGUGUAAAUGGUGACAGCAUUACUGUAACUAGUGCUGUACAAGCUAAUGAAAGUGUUUUAAAGAAUGAUAUAUCAUUGACAAAAGUGGUGAGUGACAGUCUCCCUCAGGUGGUUACAAUCUGUGAUAAAGCAACCGCAGCUGGUGGUAACACAACAUUGGGAUGCAUGACAGAUGAAGAAGUGAUCCGAUUACGUCCAUUGGAAAAAGUUAAGGUAAGUGCAUUUAGCUUUUAGUUUUCACUUGAAUGUAUUUGUAAUCAGUCUUAAAGUUGAUUAUAUAAUAUAUAAAUUAUCAACAUGGGUUUUUCAGUUGCAUUUGUUAAAGGGUUAACAAAAAUACAAUAGUUCUUAUCAAGUCCAUUUUAAAAUGUAAAACAUCAACAACGAAUGAUGGUUGAUAAAUGGAAUUACUUUUGUUUGAGUUUGGAUAGUCGUUAAGUCAUUCAAUGAUUUAGUUUUAACAACUUUAGAUUUGACAGAGACAACUACUUUGUUUAAAACAUGGGCAAGCCUCUCAAAAACAUUAAAAUAUCCAUUCUUUAGCAUUUUAGAUGUCGUCAAUGUAGGCUUGUCAACUCACAAUCAAAAUAUAGUAAUUUUUUAAAAUAAUGUUUUAUGUUAAUUAAUUGAAUUCUUUGCAGAUUAACUUCAAAAACAAAAUAUCUCUGGCACCAUUGACUACAGUAAGUGACUGAAUGCUGUUUUUGCUUACAUAUGUGUCUAUGGUUUUAAUUAACUUAUCUCGUUAUUAAAAACUGGUCUAUCCUUAUAGCAGGCCCUAUCACCAAAAUAUUUUUAAAAGAAACCUCUUCUUUUUGCUUUCGAGAGGGCAAGAGUCUUAGAAUAAUGCUUAUCAGAAGCCAUGUCCCUGCUACCAAAGCAUUUUUAGGCACCAAAAAUUGCAAAUGUAGCAGCUGCAACAGAUAUCCCUAUGUUUUUUUGAACUUGAUAAGUUCACUUUUCCUCUAGAAAUAUCCAGAAUCAAAGAUGGUUUUACUUGCAGAAGUCACAAUAUGAUUUACACUAACCCUUUUAAAAAGUGCCAAAAAUCAUACGUAUGGGAGACCGUAUGGGAGACCGUUUUAUAGAAAACCUGUACAACAUCAGUAAACGGGCCCUUUAUCCUUUUUCUAACCAUUUUAAUAUGCCAACCAUAGUGGAGUAUUAGACAUGACAGUUACUGGUAUAAUGGAUAUACCUGAUAGAAUGUAUAAAGGAAAACAGAUUAAUAAAUAGAUUUAGAACAUUGCCUACAAACCAAAGUCACAAUUUGACAUAUCUGUAAUGUCUUUUUCUUGUUUGGUUUUUAUGUUGUACUUCCACCCAAUAUCUUUCUAUCUUGUGAGCUUUGUUUUCGUUAGGGACUUGUGCCUAGUCUCAUUCUUUUCUUUUAUAUAUCAUUUUUAGGUAAAGGUGGGAUAUACAUAUAUAAUUAAUAUUAUAUUUGUAAUUAUAAUAUUAUAUUUAUAAUUAUAUUCAAGGUUUUUUUUUUGCUGUAGUGAUGAAAAGUUUGAAUUUGUAUUGUGUCUAAUCAUAAUUAAAGUUGUUAGAUGUCUUGAGGGUAAAGACAAGCCCAUUUUCGUCAUUUGCCACAUGUGAACAUUAACUUGACCAUUUGUUGCCAUUGUAGGUGGGGAACUUGCCAUUCCGUCGUAUCUGUAAAGGUUUUGGUGCAGAUAUCACAUGUGGAGAAAUGGCCCUUGUCACACAGUUGCUGAAAGCGAAGCAGUCGGAAUGGUCACUCAUUAAACGCCAUCCUAGUGAAGAUAUUUUUGGUGUCCAGGUAAUAACACACUAUUUUUGUAGUUUUUCUCACUAAACUCAAUGUUAUUUUUAACCAAAAACAUUAUAUUGUUGCUCUUUCUAAGUUUUUGUUACUCAAACAUGGUACUUUUCUUAAACAGAUUUGUGGUUCCUAUCCUGAUACAAUGACUCGGUGUGCUCAGCUUCUCACAGAAAACUGUCAGGUUGAUUUUAUUGAUAUCAAUUGUGGCUGCCCUAUUGAUUUGGUCUACAAAAAGGUCAGUGCCAGGUCCGUGCCUUCCACAUCCACAAUUAUAACAAUAAAAUAACCAGUAAUGGGGGUGAAUCCUAACGGCAAUAACUUCAUAGUUUAUUUCUUAAAAAGAGUAUAAGGGCCAAUCUCUAUUAAUGUGAAUUAUAUCUUUUCUAUCAUGAUUAUUGCACUAGCUUACGGAUCAAUGUAAUGAUGUUGAUGAUAUUGUCAUUUCCUAGGGAGGUGGCAGUGCUUUGAUGAGCAAGGCGACCAAGCUGGAACAGAUCUGUCGAAGUAUGAUUGGUGUCAUGGGAGACACGGCCCUGACUGUCAAACUUCGGACCGGGGUAUUUGAUGGCAAGAAUAUUGCUCACCAGAUCAUUCCACGGCUCAGGAACGCUGGCGUUUCACUUGUGACGGUAGGAAAUAUAAAUUCUUGCAAGUUUUUGUUCCUUCUAUUUUUUGUUUUAAAUUGGAUGAGCUUUCAAAGAUUAAGUCGAUCUCAGUUUCAUUGUAAAUCUCUUUAACUUAUUACUUUAUUUCUUAAGUCUUUGACAACAUGUUCUAGAAUAGAUUUUACAUUAUAAUAACAUUUGUAUAGUUUAUUUAUUACAGGUUCACGGGCGAUCAAGAGAGCAGCGCUAUACUAAACAAGCAGACUGGGAUUACAUUGCAGAGUGUUCAGCUGCUGGAGCUCCCAUGCCAGUCUUUGGUAUGUUGUUUUUCUGAGUGAUAACCUGUUAUAUUUUAAGGGUAAAUAAAGAUAACAUUGGAAGAAAAUGUAUGUCAAAUAUAAAAAAAUUGGAUUUUUGAAUUCCAGGAAAUGGAGAUGUGUUGACUUAUGAAGAUGCAAAUUUUCACAUGAAGCAGAGUGGAGUGAGUGGGGUAAUGGUGGCCAGGUAAGUUCUCAUCAGAGUGGAGUAGGGUAGUGUUGUCCGGUUAAAGUUCUCUUCAGAAUGGGGUAAUGGUGGCCAGGUUAUGUUCUCAUCAGAACUACGUGAGUUGGGUAAUGGUGGCCAGGUAAAGUUCUCAUCAGAGUGGGUUAAUGAUGCCUUCUUCAGUAGACAAGACAACAAAGAAUAGCAAAUUAAAUAAUAAUACUCAGCCAUAAUAUGUUAUAAGCAAAUAUCUGUGUUAUAUAAGUUAUAUACAUAAUACUGUAUGUUUAUUAAUUUUUUAAGUCUUUUUUCUUACUAUUAUGGCAUGUGUGUAGGCCUAAUUUUAGUGUUGUGGCCACCACCACUUGUCUUCCGUUUGUUUUGUUUUGAUAGUGACGUCUCUGAGUAGAUGUGUUGUGCUACUCCUUUUACCCACCCAUCCCUUGAUUGGAAAAAAGGUUGUUUAUGUCCGAAUAUGUUGUAUUUCUUCUUAAGAAUGCUAACAGGUGAGGCAAUUUCUAGAAUUUCUUUAUUAGAUGGUUUUUAAAGGUUUGAAUUUUAAGAAGAAACUUUUUUUUCUUUAGUACUAUAUUGCUUCUACUUGCAUACUGUUGCAUGGAGGGCAGGUUACACACUCUUCUGGCAUUUUUCUGGCCUAAAUUGAGAGAUGGUCAGCUUAUGAAUGAACGGGCCAUUGUCAAAUUCUUAUUGCAUACAUUUACAUUGUCUUUUAAAUACACCCAUCCAUCCACAAUUGAUUACUAUGUUUAGAGACUAAUGCUUGAUGUGGCUUUGAAUCAAUGUAUUUUGUUUUUCAGGGGAGCCUUAAUAAAACCCUGGAUAUUUACAGAGAUCAAAGAGCAAAGACAUUGGGACAUAUCAUCUGGGGAGAGGAUGGACAUCCUACGUCAAUACACCAAUUAUGGCCUGGAGCACUGGGGAUCUGACCACCAAGGAGUGGAGAAUACGAGACGUUUCUUACUGGAGUGGUUAUCAUUUUUAUAUAGGUAGAACAUUGUAUGUAUAUAAAAUGGUAUUUAGAGAGUCCAAACCAAACCCUUACAAUUUUAUUUCUUUUAUUUUUAAAAAUUGUUGAAACAUUAAAAAACUUUUUUUAAAAAUCAUGUUUCAGGUACAUUCCUGUUGGCGUUUUGGAAGUUCUUCCUCAGCGUAUUAAUGAACGUCCGCCUUACUAUGUUGGUCGUAAUGACCUUGAGACUCUAAUGGCUAGUGCUAACUGUGCAGACUGGAUUAAAAUUAGGUAAAUUUUGUCAAUAACCUUCAAUCUGUAUUUUUAAAAACUUAUUAUUAUAGUACUAGAAGAUAUGACCUGGUGUUACCGGCAUUAUAAUGGAAGGCAUAUUGCAUUACCUCCUACAUACUAUUCCAAAGGACUCAAUAUUUCAAAAUCCAUUUUAAAAUAUGUAACUAAACCUGGUUUUUAGGUAUUUUAUCCUAAAAAAUGAAUUUGAAGCAUUUUUCCAAGCCAUUGAAAUAUGAAUUUAGGAAGUUUAAAUCAGACUUUCCUUAUUUUUAAUGAAGUAUCUAUGUAUAGAUGUUUACGUUUCUAACAUCAUUGGAUUUAAAACAAUAUUUAUGUUAUAUAUAAAAUAGCCUAUCCAACCCUGAAUUGUGUUGACUGAAGAAGAUGGAAUAAAUUAUUUCAUUACUUUUGAAACUAUCGAUAUUCAAUUUCCGGGAUGUAACAUACUUGGGAUUUGAGUUAUUCUAAAAAUUCUAUUGUCCCACCCUUCUUACCAUGCAACGUUAACAUUGCUUUAAAAAAUAGUUCAACGCAUAUUUACAUUUAUAUUUAAAGAUUAUGGUUAUUAUUUUUAUAGUCAAAUACUUUUAAAGCUUAAAAUCUGUAACAUAAUGGGCUUUGGAGAUUUUGAUAUUACUAUAUACCCCCUCCUCCCACCAAAUUUCUGUCGCCCUUAAAUUAAAAAAGGAAAAAAACAAAAUAAUAAGCUUAAGUACAUAGAUCAAAAUUAAUAUUAUAUUUAUUUUCAAAUUUUCACAUACGUUUGAAAAUUAUUGCAAGAUAAUAUUUAAUUUUCACACAAUUAAAAAAAAUAUUUUGUGAUCAUCAUUGUCUCAUUUUAAUUAUUUUUUUUUAAUGGCAAGUUCCAUUUUUCUUCCUUUACAAAUUUAGUAAAUUUCAAAUUCUUUUGUUUGAAAAAAGUACAACUUGUUAAAUGUUAAUGAUACAAGCUUAAGUUUUGUGUGGUAUGUUAAAACAAUGGUCCGCAAUUUUAAUUCAGUUAUUUUCAGAUUAUUAUAAAUUGGUUCAUUGGGCUCAAGCGAAAAUUUGAAUUUGAUACUGUAUGUGGUUAUUUGAGCCAUUAAUAUAAAUUUUAAAUUUAAUUUCGCAAUAAAAAAACAUUCUGAUUACAAUAGAAUAGAGUUUUCAAUAAAUUUGCUUACAAAUUAAUUAUCGUAACACAUAGAUCAUCAGUGAGUUGUAAUAAUAAAGAAUGUCACAUUCAGAUAACAUGCUUAUGUAAUUAUUUAAUUGUUAUAUUAAAUUGUUUCUACAAUAAUAAUUGAUUGGAUUUCCAUAAAGUUAAAAAAGUGACUGCAGUUUUUUUAAGAAUACCAAUUAGAUUGAGGAAUUUUACCUUGCACACACUUUUGCACUUUGUUUGGUGCAGUAAUAGUAAUAGAAAUUUUUUACCGUGGUCUCUAUUGAACUCAGCACACAUGAUGACAUCAGCACGCAUGUUGACAUCAGCUUAUUCUUUUCUAUAUAGCAAUAAUUUAUUUUGUAUUUGUUGUCUUAUUAUGCUGCUUAAGGUUGGAGAAUUUUAUUUUUUUAUUUUAAAAUAUAACAAAUAACUAUCUAAAGGUUGACAAAGGUUAUAAAAUAUGGUAAUGAAGAAUAACCCAUCUUUUAGAUUUGGAUUAUAAAUGGACAUUUACAGAAAGGGGGGGGGGGAAUGUUUAUUAUGUGUCCUUCGUAAACUCAAAUUUUAUCUACCGUAUAAUACCAUGUCUAUUCUGAGAAAUAUAGUGUAAAAUAUGCCACUUGAAACGAGGGUUUCACAUUAUAUGCGAGUGUACGAAAUAUUUCAUAAGCGGUAAAUGAUCAAUUCUAAAGUCUAUGCAACUUUUCUUCUUGGCCCGCUUGCAUUAAAAAAAUAAUGAACCUUAUCUUAUCCCUUUUUGUUUUUUACUUUCACCUGAAGACAGUGGCAAAACAUUCAUUAUUGAAAUUACCUUUCUACAUUAUCAUUCGGGGUCUAAAAAAAAUUGUAAUAUGACUCAGAAUGUGAACGAACAGAAGUGGAAUCAUUUUCAUUAAAAGUAUAGAGAAAUACAUUUUUUUUUUUCUACUUGAUGUGGUGAAUUCUUUUGAAAAUAUGUUUGAACAAUCCCAGCACAGGAAAUAUGUUUGAACAAUCCCAGCACAGGAAAUAUGUUUGAACAAUCCCAGCAGAGGAAAUAUUUUUGAACUAUGACAUCACAGAAACAAAAUGAACAAAAUCUGAAAAAUGUUCAAUUCUAGAUAAGAUCAGUCUGAGCAGUAAGGGACUGGCAUAAAAAUUGAUAUAAUGCUGACUAAUUUGAGCACAUGUGCAACCUCUUACACAGUGAUUAGGAAUACUGGAUAUGCUGGCAAUUAAAUUUCCAUGAUUUGUAUAUUUUAUUGACCUAAUUCAAUGACUUAUUUUUUUUUUUCCAGUGAAAUGCUUCUAGGACCGGUUCCAGCCAACUUUCACUUUCUUCCAAAGCAUAAGGCUAAUGCCUACCAGUAAAACUGAUGGAAAAGUUCAAUUAAAGUCUGGCAAAGAAUGAAAAUCAAGAAAGUGGAAAAUUGGCAAAAAUUCUGAUAUCCUGAGUCAUCAAAAGUUGAAAAGACAUAGCGGCCAAAUGAGCCAAUGAUAUAACUGAAUGACACAAGUCUGAGAUAUAUGUUGCUAUUUAAUUGUUUAACUUCAUGUAGACUCACACAUAAUUCUUCAUUUAUAAAUCAAUGUUGAUGUAACUUUUACCGUUGUUCUUUAUAGGAACACGUGGCUCUUUUUUUAAUGUAUUUGUGUUUUAAAUAAAAAUCCUUGGCAAUUCACUUCACUGCACAUUAUUUUCUCAACACUUUUGAAACAAUGCAACUCAUUGAUCCGACAUCUUAUGCCUUGAUGCCUUUACCUUCAAUCUGAGUGUUGGCGUCAACAGCAAGUUAAGCAGUUGUCGGUUUCCAUUCAAUGUUAUUUAAAUGGAAACCUAAGAUUUGUGAAUGUUUCUUGGUUUUAAUCUAGGUCUCCAUUAACUUGCAUUGUAUUAAAAUGAUAUUCAAUGACAUGAGGACUUUAAAAUAAAAGAGUUUUAAAA
Molecule: messenger RNA, 16080 nt
Organism: Lymnaea stagnalis (great pond snail)
Lineage: Eukaryota; Metazoa; Mollusca; Gastropoda; Lymnaeidae
Source: the annotation of a GenBank genome assembly